This is a messenger RNA of Ailuropoda melanoleuca (giant panda), 949 nucleotides long. It is a transcript of the gene EBPL, whose product is annotated as EBP like. Gene Ontology annotation, biological process: sterol metabolic process. The record is from RefSeq and is a predicted model, not a curated record. Gene Ontology annotation, cellular component: endoplasmic reticulum; membrane. NCBI's taxonomy places the organism in Eukaryota, Metazoa, Chordata, Mammalia, Carnivora, Ursidae. Bases 54 to 674 code for a protein of 206 amino acids. Gene Ontology annotation, molecular function: cholestenol delta-isomerase activity. The transcript has 4 exons.
UCUCCCGCCNCCUCCGCCAGCUCCCCUGUGCAGGCUGGCGGUCCGCCGGCAGCAUGGGCGCUGGCUGGGAGCUGGGGGCGGCGGCGGGCCGCUCGCUGCUGCUGUGCGCCGCGCUGCUGCUCGCGGGCUGCGCGCUGGGCCUGCGCCUGGACCGCGGCCGGGGAGCAGCGGACCGCGGGGUGCUCGCCUGGCUCUGCUACGACGCCCUGGUGCAUUUCGCCCUGGAAGGCCCUUUUGUCUACUUGUCUUUUGUAGGAAACAUUGCAGAUUCCAAAGGCUUGAUUGCUUCAUUGUGGAAAGAAUAUGGCAAAGCUGAUGCAAGAUGGCUUUAUUUUGACCCAACCAUUGUGUCUUUGGAAAUUCUGACUGUUGUCCUGGAUGGGUCUCUGGCAUUAGUCCUCAUUUAUGCCAUAGUCAAAGAGAAAUAUUAUCGGCAUUUCAUACAGAUUACCUUGUGCGUGUGUGAAUUGUAUGGCGGGUGGAUGACCUUCUUCCCAGACUGGCUUAUGGGAAGCCCCAACCUCAACACCGACAGUUGGCUCUACUUUGGGGUCUAUCUGGUAUUUUUCAAUAGUGUGUGGGUUCUGAUCCCGGGACUGUUACUGUGGCAGUCGUGGGUAGAACUCAAAAAAAUGUUUUACAAAGGAACCAGUUCAGGGAAGAAGUUCCAGUGAAUUUUCAAAAUCACAAACACUGGUAUCUUGCUUUAUAAGCCAGAAUGGGUCAAAUCUUUUUGUUUGGUCAAAAUGUAAGGCAUUCCUGUGUGCACUUUCCUUUUCUACGGUUGUUCCUAAACAGCCUAUUUCAAAUUGGUUGUAUGGUGGCAAGUUUUUGUUAGUGUUUUUUUCCCUCAAUUAAAUGACAAUAUGGGGAACAGAGAAUAAAUUUUAACUUGUAAUAAUAACACGUUUAAUUAUAUGUUUUUAUGGCUAGUGUUAAUUGUUCCACA